Messenger RNA from Ctenocephalides felis (cat flea), 1234 nucleotides. RefSeq names its product keratin, type I cytoskeletal 9-like. The transcript has 6 exons. Bases 1 to 1149 code for a protein of 382 amino acids. The record is from RefSeq and is a predicted model, not a curated record. NCBI's taxonomy places the organism in Eukaryota, Metazoa, Arthropoda, Insecta, Siphonaptera, Pulicidae.
AUGAGGAUAAAAGAAUAUGGGCAACCCCGUCGGUCCCACAUGAGCAAACCUAUCCUAGCUUGCUUCAGACAGCCUGAUGCCAAGCAGAUAGAAGAGGCUCGAAUGGCCGCUAAACGAUCAGCAUUAGACCGUCGUGAUCCAUACCCUCCCGGUCACGACGAUCGAAAGCGUCCAACUUUGGGCGAGCGCAGAAUGGAACCACCACCACCACCACCGCGAUUUGAUCAAGUGUCCACCAAUGUUGGGGGCCCGGGACAAAGUAGAUCAGGGGCAGGAAAUUACGGAGAAUCUAGCGAUUUAAUGUCAUCUAAAAAGCGAGACUACGGCGGAAAGCGCGAUGACAUACGAAAGAACGAUGCUCGGGGCGCUGGUGGUGAUUUUAAACGCGGCUCUGACUUUGAUAUAAUGCCCAGGCACUCUAGUGGAAGUGGUGGACAUAUGAUGCAUCCCAGUAAGUCCGAUAAAACUGUUUCAGGUCAUUCAUCAUCUCAUCAAGGAAAUCUUAUGAAAUAUCCAGGCCAAAAUUAUGAUGAUCGUGGCAGGGAUAACUCUGAUAUAAAUUCAAGACAAGAUUCAGGUUCUGGUGGACCUAUGCAAUCAUCACGUUCAAAGGAUUCUAGUCGUUAUGCCGAUCGUUCAGCCGAUAGACCUUCCGAUCGCGGAUCAGGCAUGUCUUACAGGGGUGGUGGAGGGGACAGAGAUGCAGGCCGAAGACCUGUAGAGACUCCUGAUCACAGAUCUUCUUCAGGAGGAAAAAUGGCAGUUCGCGGCAAUAGCAGAGAACGCCGAUAUGUUGAUAGUAGUAUGAAAGAUAAUGGGCGUUAUAUAGAUCGACCCAAUUCAUCAUGGCACUCUGGGGGUGGAUCAUCUUCUUCAAAGCCUUAUGGCAGUGGUGGGAUGAGCUCUUCGGGGUCAGGCAUGGGCUCUGGUCAGAAUAUGGUUACAAAUAAUCCAUGGGCAAAUGAUUCUCGAUCAAAACCUUCAUCCCAAAAUCAAUCAUCUACAUGGCGCCAAGUGGACAAUUCAUCCUCAAAUGACAGAUGGUCGCGUGCACCGUUAUAUCCACCUGGUGUUUCACCAAAUUCCAUUAUGGGAAGUUCCAACACAUAUGGUGACAGAUACAGUAUGUCUUCAAUAAGGAAAUAUUAAAAAAUAUAUAUAAGAGAAUUAAUUUAUCGGGCUUACUCAGUUUAUAUAAUUUAGUUUAUUUCUUGUUAUUUAAGUGUACAGUUAA